CGGCCGGCCAUGAAUCCCAUACGCCGGAGCUGUCAGUCAGCCCGACUCGGAUUAAACCCAACAGUACCGAUCGCAAGUGGCUCGCGACGCGCAUUCUCUCAAUGCAGGGCGUGCCAGCGGGGUUCUCUACCCCAAUUCCUCACGCCGUCAACCCCCGAGCUCUCGACACUGCUCUCGCGACUGAAUUCCAAAAUCCUUCUCCCGGCACACCUGAACCACGACCAACAACUACUUGUCUAUAAGAAGAAGAACCAGACUCGUCUCGAAGCCGAAACAAUCAACAUCACCCUUGGCGAGGUCACGCUCCCUCUGGAGCACAUCGACCGCAAUCGUGACAUCCCCAACAAAUGGCAUACUUUCAAGACUGUUGUGGAGGAGUCGUCCACGCCAGAGGAUUGGGAGAAUGUGCUGAGAAUGGUGGAGGGAUUUCAAGAUGCGAGUAUACAAUUGCCGGAGGGCUGGAUGCAGAAGGUGGUCAGGAGGUUGAAUCAGGCGGGCAUGCAGCAUUUGGUGCUGAAAGCGCUGCAGAGGGCUAGCGCUACGGGCAUGAGUUUGGAGGAUCCGGCUAUUGCACACUUCGUCAUGAUGGGAAUCCAUGACAAAGCGGCCUCCUCGAAUUGGGAGAAAGAGGAGACAAAGAAAGCGCUGAGUAUGGCGGAGCAAGUCGUUGAGCUAAUGGAGCGGAAAGAGCAUUUGGGACGGAAUGACGUCCUCCCGGGCGACCUGAGAUCGAGUCCUUUCGUAAUAGCCAUCCCUCUCGAGAUGGCUGCUGUGAGGGUGAAGAAGUAUACCGAAGGUCAGGAUAAGGACGGAAAGGUCGCGAGGUAUGCAUUGAAGAUCAUGAUUGCCCUUGAGCAGGAUGAUUGGGUCAAGGUCAGCCUCGCCAAGGAACUAACGGCCAUGACUCCAUCUCAGGGUCUCAGAUCCGCUAAAGACACGCUACUAAAUCUCAGACGCAGAAUUUGGAAGCUCAUUCCGUUGUGGAACGCCCUGAAGACAGCGAACAGUGUCCUCGGUGCCAAUAUGCCAAUGGCAAAGGAGGCCCAGAAACUAGUCGCUAAUCUUCGAAGGGGACUUGCCGAUGGCGAAGUGUCUAUUGAUGAAUUAACCGCUACGAAGACAGAGGGAUAUGUAAGAUCUGUGAGAAAGGCGAUCAAGGACUGUGAAGAGCUCUAGGGUGAAGAAUUCUGUGUACCAUAUUGUACUGUAUUGUAA
This is a messenger RNA of Lindgomyces ingoldianus, 1215 nucleotides long. RefSeq lists its product as uncharacterized. The transcript has 2 exons. The coding region runs from base 10 to 1176 and encodes 388 amino acids. The record is from RefSeq and is a predicted model, not a curated record. Lineage: Eukaryota; Fungi; Ascomycota; Dothideomycetes; Pleosporales; Lindgomycetaceae.